AUGAAUCCAUUCAAAGAUUCGUUCACCGCAGAGGGCGCGCGUGGUGUUCCUGUACAUCCCUCAAGUCCCCCUGCCUCAUCUUAUGAUGCUAUGCCUACAGCGGACUCUGGGUCUCGCAUAUACAACAUCUACCAUACUGUACUACAUCACCACUACGACGUCACCCUAGCCGACAAAACACCACUAUACCAUGUGGAAAACUCGCUGAUCCGACCCAAAAAGCCCGAUCUCACGGUCCACGCUGGCAACGAGACCGGCCCCGUGGUGGCCGUGUGCAAAUUCCUUCACUUCUCGCGACAUCUGAAAAUCGGACUGGGCGAUCCUCAGAACGUCAGCGACGUGCAGUGGGAGGACCUCGUGUGCCAGAACUACCAGCUCACCAAAUACCGCUGGCAAAUGACGACGAGAUCCCCCUAUGAAGAAGUGAUCAAGCGGUCGUUUGUCUGGAAGCGCACUCAUAACGUCGGGGUCGAGGAUAGUAAACCCUCGAUACUGAGUUCGCGCAAUUUCAAGCUGGUGAACGAACAGACGGGGCGCAUUGUCGCUGUGUUCACCAGUAACAACCUCAAGAGCUUCACCAAGUGUGGGAAACUUCAGAUCUCGGCGGACUACGGGCGCGAAUUCGAGUUGAUGGUCAUUCUUACCGUGCUUGCUCUGUAUGAGAAACAAAGGCGUCGCAAUAAUAGCGGCAAUGGAGGUGGUGGUGGUGGAGGCGGCGGUGGUUGA
Molecule: messenger RNA, 726 nt
Organism: Aspergillus melleus
Lineage: Eukaryota; Fungi; Ascomycota; Eurotiomycetes; Eurotiales; Aspergillaceae
Exons: 1
Coding region: 1-726 (241 amino acids)
Source: RefSeq, a predicted model, not a curated record